This is a messenger RNA of Cylindrotheca closterium, 2058 nucleotides long. The record is from the annotation of a GenBank genome assembly. Lineage: Eukaryota; Bacillariophyta; Bacillariophyceae; Bacillariales; Bacillariaceae.
AUGUUUUCUCCAAACGAUCGCUGGCUAACCAAGAAUGUGGAAGCCGAAAAGGAGUCUGAAAAAGGAGAUCAAUCCUCGUCUUCCGUUCAAACCCCACCGAUUGCUGCGGAGGAACCUUCCUGGAGCCGUAAGGAUGACAAGGAAAUGGACGAAAUGCUAGGAAUGGGAGAUCAUGCUCCGCCACUUGCAAGUUCACCCGUCCAUCGAGUGACGAAUGACAAUUUGUUGAGUAUUGCCAGUCAGCAACCAGAAUAUUUCGACGAUGAAGAAGAUGUCAGCACCUUGGCCAACGACACGGUGGCCAAUGAAACCUUUUUCAAGGACAAUCGCAUGUCACCUCCUCGAAAAGUGAAUAGAGACGGCAGUAGCAAUCAAAUAUUCCCAGACUUGCAGACUCCUGAGGCUAACAGCAAACCAAAAAGCAUGUUUGGCAAGUCGUCUUCACCAACCAACACGGCACCGGAAAGUCCAGAGAAGGGUGCGGAGAAUGACGCUCUAUACUAUAAAGAUUUUGAAGAAGGAAAUCGAUUUUCUAAGCGGUUCUGGAAAGUCGUUAUGGUGGCAGCUUGUUUGGGAUCCUUUUUGAUUGCUGCGGUGAUUGUAUUGGGGAUGAAUUACUACGACAUUCGGGAAGAAAAAGGAGCCAGUGCCGCAGGUGUCCCACGCGGCAGUAGCAGCAGUGAUCUUCAAUCUUCUUCUGGAGGAGCCUCUGACAAUGGCAGCGAAUUCGAGUUUGAUAUUCGCACUGGAGCUCCCACUGAAUCCACCCCCGUUCCCAGCACUGCACCCAGUCUAUCCGCAGCCCCGUCUCUCAGCAAUGCUCCUACGGGAACCCCAUCCGUCACACCUUCGGAUUUUCCAUCCUUGGUGCCUUCCGUCGCAACACCCAGUCCAACUACUAUGGAACCUACCAUGGCUCCCACCGGAGCCUUGUCCACGGGGCCGACUCGUACGGCACUCCCCACGGGCCAACCAACGACCAUGAUUCCACUGCCCACCACGGAACCCAGUCUACCCCCCACGGGCCAACCCACCACCACGGCUCCUACUGUCAUGGACACACCAGAACCCACUGGGUCGCCCACUACCUCCGAACCUACCAUGGCUCCAACCACCCCCGAACCUACCAUGGCUCCAACCACUCUCAGCCCCACGGAGAGCAUGUCGGAAGCCCUUAUUGAAACGUUGAUCAAUGCACCCAACAUGCCAUUGGAUACCAUGAUUGACAUUGAAGCUCGAGACGAAUCUUCGAAUGCCUACCAAGUGGUCCAAUGGUUGGCCAAGGAUCCCAAUUUGAGUUCGUACUCGGACCAAGUCAUUCUACAACGUUUUGCCUUGAGUUGUCUGUACAAGGGUUUGACCAAGGACAUGGACACGAAUCCCAUGGAAACUACCUGGAUGACCUACACGGACUUUUGCGAAUGGACCGUUUCCAGUGAAACUCUGUGCAAUGGCAAUGGACUGGCCAGUUCGAUUCAUUUGGAAAAUUUUGAAUUGGAGGGGGAAUUUGGUCCGGAGAUUGCCCUCUUGAGAGAUAGCUUGACUCAUUUGGUAGUCACCAACAAUGCCAUUUACGGAAGCAUUCCUACUGAAUUUGGACUCUUGACACAACUGGAACGGCUACGAACCCACAACAAUAACAUGGUGGGGAGCUUGCCCACGGAAUUGGGGAACAUGGAACGACUAUUAUCCAUGCGAUUGGGCCGCAACCAACAUUCCGGAACCAUUCCGGUGGAAUUGGAAAACCUGCAGCAGCUCGAGACGCUCCACCUUCCCCGCAAUCAGUUGGUGGGUCAGCUCCCGGAAGCUCUGACCAAUAUGGAUUCCUUGGUCACCCUUAGUCUCAAGAACAAUAAUUUGACGGGAGAAAUUCCAGAAGACUUUUCCAAAAUGCGCAGCCUCGAAAACCUGGAACUUCAAUUCAAUGAUUUCUCGGGAGAAAUAAAAAAGAAGGACUUUUGCAAAUUGGGCCUCUUUGUUGUCGAUUGUACCGAAUUAGAGUGCAAGUGCUGCGAAGAAGAAAACUGUUGCGUGGAUUGCGAUGGAAGGCCUUUUUAA